AUGAUCGAGGAGAAACCUAGGGCAUGGCACGACUUACUCCCCGAAGCCCUUUGGGCUUACCGAAUCUCAAAACGAUCGGCCACGGGCACGUCUCCUUACGACUUAACCUACGGUCAUGACGCCAUCGUUCCAAUAGAGUUAAAGGUUCUGUCUCUACGUGUGACCGAACAGCCUGGACAAGAAAGGAAGGACUAUAUGCAGGCCAUGGCUCAGGAGUUAGAAGAUUUGGAGCAAUCCAUGCUCGAUGCUUAUAACCUAAUGCAAGCACAGAAGCAGAUUGCGGCGAGGGCCUAUAACAGAAGGGUCAAACAGAAGACUUUCGCCGAAGGCGAUUUAGUGUGGCGAGCCGUGCUCCCUAUCGGGACGAAGGACCCUCGGUUCGGCAAAUUCUCACCCAAUUGGGAAGGCCCGUUUAUUAUUGAACGAAUUCUUGGCCGAGGUGCAUUUCAGUUAAGAGAUAGGGAUGGAGAAUGGCACAAUUUGCCAAUAAACGGCCAGUAUUUAAAGAAAUAUGCCCCGUCAUUAUGGGAGACGGCCGAGAAAGAGUUAUGA
Molecule: messenger RNA, 552 nt
Organism: Prunus avium (sweet cherry)
Lineage: Eukaryota; Viridiplantae; Streptophyta; Magnoliopsida; Rosales; Rosaceae
Source: RefSeq, a predicted model, not a curated record